This is a messenger RNA of Alternaria viburni, 1782 nucleotides long. RefSeq lists its product as uncharacterized. The transcript has 4 exons. The coding region runs from base 1 to 1782 and encodes 593 amino acids. NCBI's taxonomy places the organism in Eukaryota, Fungi, Ascomycota, Dothideomycetes, Pleosporales, Pleosporaceae. The record is from RefSeq and is a predicted model, not a curated record.
AUGGACGGACAGGACACUGGCGCUCUGCCCAAGCCCAAGCCCAAGCCAAAAAGGUUCAUUCCGGUGCCCCCGGAGUACCGUCGCCUCACUCAUGCUACAGAACGCGAGCUCAUCGUCAACAACAUCAAGAUCGACACUGGCUGCGAUGUCAUCCCCAAAUGGGACGCUGGGUAUAUCACUCAGUUCGCCAUUGCUGGACAAGGUGCAGGCGUUGAGAAGGCCGUCCGAUACAUUAACCACUGGAUCUCUAACGCGCAUAUCAAGUCAAAAGACUCAUCAUCAUGGGCGAAGACGCCUGCAUUCGACCAUAACAAAUGGUACUACGACAGCAUUGAAGAGCGGGAGCCCCGCGACAUAGCGCGCAUCGAAGCAGCCGAAGCGCAUCUCAUGACGAUGAUCGACAAAGUCAAAGCUGAUGCUAUGGGACUGCAGCAUGUAAUCAACAUGAUUCUUGAUGAAAAAGAGGGCUUGGAGGUUGUUCUGGAGGAGGCUGACGCGUGGUGGCCGAACCUUCAAGAUCGAGUCGUACCUCGCCUCCUCUCCAGUGGGAUAAUGGAAACCCCCGGCAGCUUCCGCAAUGAGAUCAUGCACUUCACGCAGCUUUCAAAGAUCCAGCAUUCAAUUCAGCUGGCCCUUGAAGCUGUGCGCCACACCAAAGGCGCGUACGAUAUGGCUAUUCGGCUAGGGUGCCUGGCUCUGAGCUCAAGACAUAUCAAAGAGGAUAAGAUUGGCCAGAAGUUCGGGAAGGAUAUAUUCUUGAAGUCGAUUAACGGACCUGUUACAGUUGAGAUAAAGAAGUGGCUUGCUGAUGAUGCACUGGGCUCGCAAAUUCUGGGAGCACUCUGCAUGGCCAAUGAUUUCCUGGAGCCGACGAAGUCUUCUGCCUACUUCGGUUAUACGCCAAAAUCGCUGGAAGGCACUCGUCCAAUGUUCCGAGGAACGUGGGUGUUCACAGACCCCAGCAGCGUUGUUGCCCCACCGCGUGAGCCGGUAGCUGUGCGCCAUGCUGGACGUCCUAAAGCGCCUCCCCAAGCUUCCGCUAGUACAACCACUCCAUCCGUAGCGCCGCAGUCCGAACUCAUCGUUGUUCAGGUCGACUGGACUGAUGACGAAGAGGGCUUGUACGAGAAGACAACAACCCGGUUCUACAAAAUCGAUCAGGGUCGUAAAACACCAAAGAAGAACAUGGAUAUCAAUCUGCUGGAGCUUGGAGAGAGCCGAGGAUGGCACUUUGCCCUUGAGUCCUUGAUUCCUGUGGCAGCGAAGAGCAUCUCGCCUGUCAUUACUGGCUUCGCUGAUCGAGUCAAGAUGAGACCCAACCACGAUUAUCGUUCUACCGAAAGCUUCGCUGAGUGGGAUCAGACACCUACCGUCAAGAAGCACCUACGGAACGGCCGUCUGGAAACCAUCUACUCAUUCGGCAUCAAGCAGACCUGCUACAAGGUUGAGGCUACUUGUAUGUGGUACCCAGGACAGAGACUUCCCGUCUGGGGUCUCUGUGUCCGCCACUCUGAAUGGGCUACUCAUCUUGCGGAACUUGAGCGUCUUCCUGUGGGUCGAAAGGCCGACUGGGGUCACACUGUGGCUACCUUCCUGCCAGAUGACGGUCAGUCUUGCUACUCCAGCGCGGUCGAGGACGAGGACUUCGGAAUGAGGAACCUCGAUCUGGGCUCUGGCGUUGAAACACCACCACGCGAUGGUAUCCGUAUCCUCAUGGACAAGCUGCUUCAGCUGUCAGCCAUCGUCAGUUCUGUCACAGACAUGGGAGGCGUCGCUAUCUAA